This is a messenger RNA of Leopardus geoffroyi (Geoffroy's cat), 659 nucleotides long. RefSeq names its product 39S ribosomal protein L35, mitochondrial-like. The record is from RefSeq and is a predicted model, not a curated record. Bases 6 to 572 code for a protein of 188 amino acids. Gene Ontology annotation, cellular component: ribosome; mitochondrion. Lineage: Eukaryota; Metazoa; Chordata; Mammalia; Carnivora; Felidae. The transcript has a single exon. Gene Ontology annotation, molecular function: structural constituent of ribosome. Gene Ontology annotation, biological process: translation.
GCAAGAUGGCGGCCUCUGACUUUGCCCGUGCCUUCAGAGCUGCAUCAGGGGUCUUACGGCCCCUGAAUAUUUUGGUGUCUUCAGCCUGUCAAAACGGUGUCAAGAAUGCCUAUCUUAGUUCUGCACUGUCCACCCAGCAUUUUAGUUCUCUGCAGACACCAGUUGUUUCCUCUGCUCCCAGACUUGCCACGUCUGUCAGAAACCUGACAUGUGGACAUACUGCAGCAAUCCUCAAUAGAGCAGCCCCCUUGCUUCCAAAUGUCCUCAAGCUACCAGUGAGAACCGUAACAUACUUCAGUUCACGGAAAGGGAAGAGAAAGACUGUGAAAGCUGUCAUCUACAGGUUUCUUCGACUUCAUUCUGGCCUGUGGCUAAGGAGGAAGUCUGGUUAUAAGAAAAAAUUAUGGAAAAAGACAACUGCAAGAAAAAGGCGCUUGAGGGAAUUCGUGUUCUGCAAUAAAACCCAGAGUAAGCUCUUAGAUAAAAUGACAACAUCUUUUUGGAAGAGGCGAAACUGGUAUGCUGAUGAUCCUUAUCAGAAGUAUCAUGAUUGGACAAACCUGAAAGUCUAGAUUAGAAGUUUUAUGACUUCCCAGUUACUGAAUAUGUAUCUUUGUGUAUAUGAUGUCUUUGCAAAAAUGAAUAAGUGUAAAACUUGA